Molecule: messenger RNA, 3409 nt
Organism: Pocillopora verrucosa
Lineage: Eukaryota; Metazoa; Cnidaria; Anthozoa; Scleractinia; Pocilloporidae
Molecular function (GO): serine-type endopeptidase inhibitor activity
Source: RefSeq, a predicted model, not a curated record
UAUUCCUAGAAUAAUUCAGCGUAUCUCAACAUUUCGACGUUGGAGAUGACGAAUUAAGCGUGUUUUUCCCAUUAAAUAUUUAAAGACGCACCUUAGUAGUUCUUGGAUGCAGUAAACUGCAAGAGUGAUAUAACGAAUCGGAAUUUGGAUCAGUUUUCUUCUUUGGAAGAUAUGAGAGUUAUAGCGAUCGAACCGGUUUUGCUUUCUCUCUUUGUAUGGAUUUUUCUCUCCUUUGGAAGGGCAAUUCCAAAUCAGUCUUCGAUUUGCAGACAGCCUAUGGACACUGGGCCAUGUCGACAGGCACUCCCAAGAUGGUAUUACAAUGCCACUACAAGAAAAUGUGAAAAAUUUAUUUUUGGGGGAUGCAAAGGCAACAACAACAACUUUAAGACUAAAGAUGACUGUAAAAGAAAUUGCACAGGACCAGAAGUUGCAGGUUUUUCAAGACAAGAAACGAAUACUGGAACUGGGAUGACUGCAAAAGGAAACAGAUUGGUGGAUAAAAAGAGAGCUGGUAAACCAUUCCAAUCAUUGCAAGAAAAAGGGAAUCGUAAACUAAAGACCAGAAAUGAUGAAAACACAGAGUCAGUCAGCCAACAGUCUACUGGCCCUGAAGAAAAAAAGGAUCUGAUGCCUAAGUUGGGUAAAGGGGGAAAUGCAGAUUCAUUCAGUAAACAGUCUCAAGGAUCUAAAGACAAAGAAAAAAUUGUGCUAAAAUCCAGUAAAGGUGGAAGUACAAAUUCACUGCCUCAAGCAUUUCAGAAAGGAGAGAAUCUUACAGUAGAGUUAAAAAUUAAAAAUGGAAGUAAUGAUUCUCUUAGUGAGCAGUCCCAAGCAUCUAAUAAAGAAGGGAAUCAUAUGACUGGAUCCAGUAAAAAUGAAAGUAUAGGUUUAGUCGAUGAACAGUCUCAAGCAUCCAAUGAAGAAGGGAGUCAUGCAUCUGGAUCCAGUAAAAAUGAAAGUGCAGAUUCAGGGAUUAAACUGUCCCAAGUAUCUGGAAAAGAAGGGAAUGAUACAUCUGGAUCUAGUAACAGUGGAAGUGCAGAGUCAUUUAACGAAAAAUCCCAAGUUUCUCAAGGAGAAGGGAAUUCUAUAUCCAUGUCCAAUAACAAUGGUAGUACAGCUUCAGAAAAGGGACAAUCCCAAGUAUCUGAAGAAAAAGGGGAUCUUACAUCUGGGUUAAAUAAAAAUGAACAAAAAGAAUCAGUCAAUGAAAAGACCCAAGCACUCAAAGAAAAUGGGAAUCUGAAGCUCAAGUCUGUUAAAGCUGAAAGUGGUAAUUCAGAAGAAGAGAAUGCUGUGCUCCAGUCUCAUGAAGGGGGAAAUGCAGAUUUAGUCAAUGAACCAUCCUCAGCAGCUGAAGAAAAAGAGAAUGCUAUGCCCCAAUCUCCUAACAGGGGAAAUGCAGAUUUAGUCAAAAAACCAUCCUCAGCAGCUGAAGAAAAAGACAAUGCUAUGCCCCAGUCUCUUGAAAGGGGAAAUGCAGAUGCAGUCAAUGAAUCUUCCUCAGCACCUAAAGAAGAAGAGAAUGCUAUGCCCCAGUCUCAUGAAGGGGGAAAUGCAGAUUCAGUCAAUGAAUCAUCCUCCAGACCUAAAGGAGAAGAGACUGUGAUUCUCCAGUCUCAUGAAAGGGGAAAUGCAGAUUCAGUCAAUGAACCGUCCUCAGCAGCUAAAGAAAAAGACAAUGCUAUGCCCCAGUCUCUUGAAAGGGAAAAUGCAGAUUCAUUCAAUGAAAAGACCCAAGCACUCACCCAAGUAUCUGGAAAAGAAGGGAGUCGUACAUCUGGAUCUAGUAACAGUGGAAGUGAAGAGUCAUUUAAUGAAAAAUCCCAAGUUUCUCAAGGAGAAGGGAAUUCUAUGUCCAUGUCCAAUAACAAUGGUAGUACAGCUUCAGAAAAGGGACAAUCCCAAGUAUCUGAAGAAAAAGGGGAUCUUACAUCUGGGUUAAAUAAAAAUGGACAAAAAGAAUCAGUCAAUGAAAAGACCCAAGCACUCAAAGAAAAUGGGAAUCUGAAGCUCAAGUCUGUUAAAGCUGAAAGUGGUAAUUCAGAAGAAGAGAAUGCUGUGCUCCAGCUCCAGUCUCAUGAAGGGGGAAAUGCAGAUUUAGUCAAUGAACCAUCCUCAGCAGCUGAAGAAAAAGAGAAUGCUAUGCCCCAAUCUCCUAACAGGGGAAAUGCAGAUUUAGUUGAUGAACCAUCCUCAGCAACUGAAGAAAAAGACAAUGCUAUGCCCCAGUCUCUUGAAAGGGGAAAUGUAGAUUCAGUCAAUGAACAGUCCUCAGCAGCUGAAGAAAAAGACAAUGCUAUGCCCCAAUCUCUUGAAAGGGGAAAUGCAGAUUCAUUCAAUGAAAAGACCCAAGCACUCAAAGAAAAUGGGAAUCUGAAGCUCAAGUCUGGUAAAGCUGAAAGUGGUAAUUCAAAAGAAGAGAAUGCUGUGCUUCAGUCUCAUGAAGGGGGAAAUGCAGAUUUAGUCAAUGAACCAUCCUCAGCAGCUGAAGAAAAAGAGAAUGCUAUGCCCCAAUCUCCUAACAGGGGAAAUGCAGAUUUAGUCAAAGAACCAUCCUCAGCAGCUGAAGAAAAAGAGAAUGCUAUGCCCCAAUCUCCUAACAGGGGAAGUACAGAUUCAGAAGAGAAAAAUCUUCAGCCAGAUUCCAGGAAAGGUGGUAGAGAUGAUGAAUCAGAAAAAAACCAGAAUAACAGAGGAAGACAAUCAGAAGGCUAUCGAAGGGGACAGGAGGACCUUGAGGAUAGCCUGGGUUUUCGUCCUGAAGAUUACGCAAAGAAGGGCAUCUAUCGUGGCUCAGACUCGUAUGAACACAGGUCAAGUCACUUUGCUGCCUAUUUCCUAACUUCUAUUGUAAUGGUUUUUGCUGCUUAUGCUCUGUACCACAACAGACAAAAGAUUAUAGCAAUCAUUAUAGAGGGCAAGACUGAUGGCAGUAGCAGGAGACGCGGUUACAGGAAACUGGAAACCAACGUAGAAGAAGCCAUGCCGUCACUGAAAAGUGCAAACUCGACAUACGUGUAUUAGAAUUUCUGUAAAUUGAGAAGAAAUUAGUUUAUUUACAAAAAAGGACAAAAUAUGUAGCAAUACGUCAAAACAAACAGACAAAGGUGAUAGAAUGGGAAACGUACUCGAUCAAAAGUUAACCAUUCAUUGCUGAUUUUUGAGACGACUUUCGGCCAGUAUUUGAUGAAAGUGUUUUAUAAGAAUUAAUAUGCCGGACUUUUGUUGUUGCUUUUGCCUUUCAUAAUUCUUCAUAUUUCUAAAGGCUUCAAUCUUCAGUGGUGUAAGGUUUAUUGCGAUGGACUAGCCUCCGUUGCUAGUCCGUGGGCUCUAAUGUAUUAUUUGACAAAGUUCUGUAUGUAAUUCAUAAGAAAAACAAAAUGGAUUAAAUGCUUGGCCUUCA